Colletotrichum lupini is the source of this 477-nucleotide messenger RNA. RefSeq lists its product as uncharacterized. The transcript is spliced from 3 exons. NCBI's taxonomy places the organism in Eukaryota, Fungi, Ascomycota, Sordariomycetes, Glomerellales, Glomerellaceae. The coding region runs from base 1 to 477 and encodes 158 amino acids. The record is from RefSeq and is a predicted model, not a curated record.
AUGGGCGCCCAUACCAAACACAAGGAUAGGAGCGUCGACUUGCAGAAGUCUCAAGGGAUAGCUGUUGAACACCGAAAAAAAGGGGCGGCGUCGUUUCGUGCUCUCUACAUCUCAAGCGACGAUGUAGGAGACAUGAGACGCGAUUUGGCACUGCCUGUACUUUCCAGAAAAGUACCGACAGUUGGCUAUUCCGCGCCUGAUAUGGGGGCGCAGGAUUCGGCAAUGAUGUUAGACGACGCAAGGGUAAAAGAAGUCAGAGUUGGAUUGAGUAAAGACGAGACAUUCUCUUCCUCUGACCUCAAAAACAAGCAACACCGGAAGCUUGGGGCUAGUGAUGGCACCGGCUGGCUUGAGAGCGAGAGCUUGGGCCGCCCACCCUACUGGAACCACCGGAAGAUGACCCUGACGGGUGAUGGGAAAGCUUCGUUGCGGAUACAUCCUCAAAGCUUCGACAACGAGAGGAAAGGGCCGUUGUAA